Molecule: messenger RNA, 390 nt
Organism: Dipodomys spectabilis (banner-tailed kangaroo rat)
Lineage: Eukaryota; Metazoa; Chordata; Mammalia; Rodentia; Heteromyidae
Product: metallothionein-1E
Exons: 3
Coding region: 83-268 (61 amino acids)
Molecular function (GO): metal ion binding
Source: RefSeq, a predicted model, not a curated record
GCGCAGGGCCACAUCGCGCCUUCUCGCUGCCUCCACCCGCUCCAUUCAUCGCGUCGCUCGUCUCCCCUCCACCGAGCUCUCCAUGGACCCCAACUGCGCCUGCGCCGCUGGCGGCUCGUGCACCUGCGCUGGCUCCUGCAAGUGCAAAGAGUGCAAAUGCACCUCCUGCAAGAAGAGCUGCUGCUCCUGCUGCCCGGUGGGCUGUGCCAAGUGUGCCCAGGGCUGUGUGUGCAAAGGAGCAACUGAGAAGUGCAGCUGCUGUGCCUGAUGUGGGGGUGCCCUGCUCACACGUGUAAAUAGUUGGUUAUGUUUUUCAUUCAACUCUUAGCCUAUUUAUCACAGUCCUUUUUCUAUUAUGUUACUGCAUCAUAAUAAAAGCCAUUGACUUGA